This is a messenger RNA of Centruroides sculpturatus (bark scorpion), 5257 nucleotides long. RefSeq names its product unconventional myosin-Vb-like. NCBI's taxonomy places the organism in Eukaryota, Metazoa, Arthropoda, Arachnida, Scorpiones, Buthidae. The record is from RefSeq and is a predicted model, not a curated record. Gene Ontology annotation, cellular component: actin cytoskeleton; myosin complex; cytoplasm. The transcript has 28 exons. Bases 1 to 4086 code for a protein of 1361 amino acids. Gene Ontology annotation, molecular function: actin filament binding; ATP binding; microfilament motor activity. Gene Ontology annotation, biological process: vesicle transport along actin filament; actin filament organization.
AUGCCUCGUGGAACAGAUGAAACCUGGUGUCAGAAAUUAUGUAAACAAUGUAGCAAAUGGAAACAUUUUGAAAAACCAAGAUUAUCAAAUACUGCAUUUAUUAUACAUCAUUUUGCGGAUAAUGUUAAAUAUGAAGUUGCUGGAUUUCUUGAAAAAAACAGAGAUACAGUUAUGGAAGAACAUAUUAAUAUUCUCCGUGCUAGUCAGUUUGAAUUAGUAGCAGAAUUGUUUGAAGAAAAAAAAUUCACUAAAUCCAAGGGAAUUGUUCAGAUUCAUGCAGCCAAACCAAUACAAAAAGCAGCACAAAAGAGUAAUAGGAAAACAGUUGGAUCUCAGUUUCAUGAUUCUUUGGGACUUCUAAUGUCUACAUUAAAUGCUACUACACCACAUUAUAUUAGAUGUAUUAAGCCAAAUGAUGAGAAAGCAGCAUUCAGUUUUGAACCACGGCGUGCUAUUCAACAGUUACGAGCUUGUGGUGUUUUAGAAACAGUCCGCAUUAGUGCAGCUGGUUAUCCAUCACGUAACAUCACUUGGGCAAUCUGCAUAGGAGGGAUGCCUUUCGGGAGGUCUUUUAUGGAUACAUUACAGCAAUAUUACAAACAAACUUUGGAAUGGGUAGGCGGAAAAGUUCCCUUCGGAAUUGCAAAUAUCAGAGAUUAUGUAAAUACAUCCAAGAUUCCCAACGAAAAUGCUAUUAUCGAUUAUGAAGAAAAAGAAAUAGUUAAAGCAUGGACACCACAAAAAUGGACUAGUUUAAAUUUAUUUUACAUUUGUUCACCUAAAAAACCUUUUAUAUGGUUGGAUCAUUGGCAUAAACAUCGUCUUAACUGGUGGAGAAAGGAAGAAGAUACUUUUCAAUUUGGAAAAACAAAAAUUUUCUUUAGAGCUGGCCAAGUUGCAUAUUUAGAAAAAUUAAGAGCUGAUAAAUUGAGACAUUGUGCUGUUAUGAUACAAAAGCAUGUGAGAAGAUGGCAACAACAAAAACGAUACUUACAGAUUAGGAAAUCUAUUAUUAAUAUACAGUGUUAUGGAAGAGGACUUUUAGCUAGAAGGUAUGCCAAUUUUUUACGUCAGACAAAGGCAGCUAUUGUUCUUCAAAAAUAUAUUCGUGGAUUUUUGUGGCGAAAAAAAUAUCUUCGACUUCAAAAAAUUGUCAUUGCUAUUCAGUCUUAUGCUCGUGGUAUGUGGGCCAGACAGAAAUUUUACCAACUUCGUUGCAAUGUUGCAGCUGUUAUUAUUCAGAAAUAUGUUCGUGGAUGGAUUUGUCAAAAAAAAUAUCAAACCACAAGACAAAAUAUUAUUAUUGUUCAAUCUUGUGUACGACGUUGGUAUGCUAAAAGAAUUUUGAAGAAACUAAAAAUUGAAGCAAAAUCUGUGGAACACAUGAAAAAAUUAAAUAAAGGUUUGGAGAAUAAAAUAAUCUCACUCCAGCAAAAGAUUGAAGAAAUUCUUAGAGAAAAUAAAGGUUUGAAAUCUCGAGAACAAGAUGUUAAGAAUUUAACAAGUCUUGUUGAAAAAUCUAAGUCAAUGGAAAAUGCUUUAAAAUCAUCAAAUAAUAAAAUCAUUGAAUUAGAAGAACAGAUUGUACUAUUGCAAAAUGAAUUGCAACAAAAUAUUGAAGAAAAAAAAGAUUUGAUUUCAGAGAAAGAAUUACUGAGCAAAGAAAAAGAUGAGUUAAUGAAAACAAGAAUUGAAAAUGAAAAACGUCUCUUGCUUGAAGAAUUCAAUGCUGAAAGAGCAUCAUAUCAAAAAUUAUUAAAAGAAAAUGCAAGAUUGGAACAGCGCUUUGAGAAUUUACAAAACGAAUUGUUGCGUGUUAAAGGCAGUAAUGUAGGACAUAAUCGUACUCCUUCAAACCUUAGUUUAAUUAGCAUCAGAAGUGAUACUACUGAAAUUGUUCGUGAUGACAUCUCUGACAUUCCUGAUGAGGACAUUGGAUAUGGUUCUGUUAGAAGUAAAGAAACAAAUUCAAAUUACAUUAAAUUGGAUGAUAUUAAAUGGGAACAAAUAGUCUCAAAUAAAGAAAACAUUCUUGAUAAUGAUGAAAAAAAGAGUUAUAAUGAAAUAAGGAAAGAACCAGAAGAUAUUUCUCUUAUAUUAAAACUACAGCAAAAAUUAAAAUCAGUAGAAGCAGAAAAAUCCCGGUUAGAGAAAAAACUUGAAAGACUAGAAGCAAAAGAAGAGGAAUCUCCAAAAGAUCAAGGUUUCAUAACAGAUGUGAUUCGUUUGCAAGAAUUGGAAAUAGAAAAUGCCAAAAUGAAGGAAGACUUAAAUAAUUUAAGAAGAUUUCUGACAUCAAAUGAUAAUUCAAAUCAAACAAGAGAAUUAUUAGAUCAAUUUGAUAGUCUUCAAGAUGAGUUAGAAAGGCGAAGGGACGAAUGUAUUCAAUUACGAUCUGUUCUUGCAAGUCGAAGUUUGGAUUUAAAAUCAGUUGCUCAAGGUUUUUAUGGAGAAAAUGUUGAUCUGAUUAAUGAAGAUGGAGAAUUGCUUAUGGCUUUUGAAACACAAAAGAAAUUGAUAUGGCAAUUAGAAUCUGAAUUACAAGAUGAAAAAUCAAAAGCUAUUACAUCAGAAAAUGAACUAAGGCAUGAAAUUAAAAAAUUAAGAGAAGAUAAUGAAAGACAACAAAAACUACUUAGUCAAAAUUUAAAGAAAACUCCCCAAGCUCAAACUGAAGCAAUUCUUCAACAUGAAAUAAAUAGAUUAACAAGUGAAAAUGUGGAUCUCAGAGAAAAAAUUGACAAUCUUUCAGAAAAUAUUAAAAAACUAAAAAAACAAUUAAAAAUUUAUGCAAAGAAACUAAAGGAGAAUGGAGGAGGAAUAGAAAAUACAAAAUCACUUGAUAUUACAAAAGAAAAAUCUAACAAUAUGCCUAUAAUCAAACAUAAAGAAGUAGAAUACAUGGGAAUGUUUGAAUAUAGAAAAGAAGAUGAAGCCUUAAUCAUAAAAAAUUUAAUAACUGAUUUAAAACCAAAUCUAGCAGUUAGUUUGUUACCUGGAUUACCAGCUUAUAUUCUUUUUAUGUGUAUCCGCCACACAGACUAUAUUAAUGAUGAUGAAAAAGUGACUAGCUUGCUAAAUAAUACAAUUUUUGCAAUAAAACGAUUAAUUAAGAAAAAACACGAAGAUCUUGAAUAUACAGUUUUAUGGUUGGGAAAUACUUGUCGACUUCUCCAUAGUUUAAAGCAAUAUAGUGGUGACAAGGCAUUUCAAGCAAAUAAUACAAAUAAACAAAACGAACAAUGCCUUAGAAAUUUUGAUCUCUCAGAAUAUCGUCAAGUACUGAGUGAUGUAGCAGUAUGGAUAUAUCAAGCUGUCAUUAAAAUUAUGGAGGAAAAAGUGCAACCACUAAUUGUGCCUGCUAUUUUAGAGCAUGAAGCAAUACCAGGUAUUUCUAGUAAACCAUCAGGUAUGAGAGGAAGAUCAUGUAGUGCAGCUCGUGAAAUAGAAUCAUUUAUAGAGCCUCAGAAAGCACUGGCUAUGUUGCUUGAAGAACUAAACUCUGUAUUUGUUAUUCUAAGUGUGCAUGGUGUAGAUCCUGAACUUACAUCUCAAGUUUUCAAACAGUUAUUUUAUUUUAUUUGUGCUGGAGCACUGAACAAUUUAUUAUUGAGAAAAGAUAUGUGUCAUUGGUCCAAAGGCAUGCAAAUCAGGUAUAACUUGAGUCAUUUGGAGCAAUGGUCUAGAGAUCAAAAAAUUCAAUAUAAUGAAGUAAUUGAGACAUUACUUCCUGUUAUUCAAGCAUCUCAAUUAUUACAAGCUAGAAAAACAGAAGCAGAUGUACAGAGUAUAUGUGAUAUGUGUGAUAAAUUAUCAACAGCUCAGAUAAUAAAGAUAUUGAAUCUUUACACACCAGCAGAUGAAUUUGAGGAACGAGUUCCAAUUUCUUUUAUACGAAAAAUCCAAGUUUGUUUACAUCAGAGAGAUUUAGAAAAAUGCCAGAAUCAAUCACCUGGUCAAGGCACACUUUUAAUGGACACAAAAUAUGCUUUUCCUAUACGCUUUCCAUUUAAUCCUUCCAGUAUUCAGAUGGAAGACAUUGCCAUUCCUGAUUGUCUUAAACUUCCAAUGUUGAAAAAAGUGUAAUCAGGAAUGAAAUUAGUGUUUUUCUUGAUUAACUUUAGAUGUUGUAUAAAAUUUCCAAGAUUUUAUUCUGUUUGUUUAUUACACAAACAUCCAGUGCUAUAUACAUAUAUACAUAUAAGUAACAUUGAAUUAUGAUUAAAAUGUUUGCUGUCUAUUAAUAUUAUAAAAUAUGCAAUAUAUGUAUAUAUUUGUAUGUAAAUUAUUUUUUCUUGUAAUUUUCAAAUUAUUUAUCUUUUUUGUUGCUAAACUAUAAUUAUAGCAGGAUGUUAUGUGUAACAUGAUUUCAUUCUGAAUCAAUGGGAAUGGUAAGUUUAUAUGAUUAAAUAUAUUUUGAAUAUACAUUAAUAAGAAAAGUUUCAAAUUUCAGUUGAAAAAUUUUUAAAUAAUAAUUAUAAAAUUAAAGUUUUGGAGCAUUAGUUUAUAAAAAAUAUUUUGCCAAGGAUAUAAAAUGUUACAUUGAGGUUAUGAGAAUCUAUUAAGUUAUGAUUCAUUGAUUUUAUCACUGAAUUUGAAUAUUAUAAAACUUCCUGGGACUUAGUUUUUCCCACUCAUACAUCAUAAUUUUUAGGAAUGAAUUUCUUGUACAUUGAAUUAAAUAUGUAUAAAUAAUGAAGUUCUCUUAAUUUAUAUUAAUUAGUUUGAAAACCAUCAAAGGAAGUUAACUAUAUUUAAUAAAUAUUGAAAAGUAGCAUUAUUACUUUGGAAAAAUUAAUUUAAAAUUAAGCAUGCAAGUUUUUAUUUUAUUAAAUAUGUAUAUAUAUGUAAGUACAAGUAUUGGAACCUAUGAUCAAAAAUUUAUUUCUAAUUAAUGAUAUUCAAAAGUAGUUUAAUGAAAAUGCCAAAAAUUCAUAUUUUAGGUGAAAAAAGUUGUAUAAUUUAAAACAUUUGAAAGGAAAUCUUUAAAUUAUGUGUAAAUAGAAAAGCAAUUAAUAUAUGCUAGUGCCAAGUUCAGAAAGUUAAAUUUUGCUGACUUAUUGUUGACAGUAUGAAAAGAGUGAUAAAACCAUCCAUAAUUAACAAAUCAAUAUAGUUUUAAGAUGGAAGAUUUGAUCAUGAGCUUGAAAAGAACAUUUGAUAAAUUUUUUCCUACUGUUAUAUACAUAUAUAUGAAGAAUAUGGAAAUAUAUAUUAUAAAAAAAAUUAUGAAUGGUACAUUAAUGAAUAAAUUGGA